AUGUCUGAGGUCCAACAUGAAACUGACCCCGUUGCGACGGGUCCGGAGGGGGACUAUCCCCUUGCACUGGCUCCGCGACAGGUCACUCUUCGGGACCGAUCAACCGUGGCAACGCUGGUCCCUUUCACCUCAGCCGAGGAUGUGCCCCGGCCACUUCUGAAGUAUCUAUCCGAUCAAUUUAACAAAGAAAUUGAAAAGGGUGAUACUUAUGCUAUGACCGAGCCCAUCCCUUUGGCUCAGUUUGGGCGGUAUUGGUUCUCCCACUUUGGUGUGGUCAUGCUGCUUGGUGAGAUACAAAGUGCAGAGCAGACGCAUGCAAUGGAUCGAGCCGGAGCAAAUUGGACCAAGAUUUGUCUCGGAGGUUUCCACAUUCGACCCAAUUACCCGGGUCGUAGUAGCCAUGUUUGCAAUGGUACCUUCAUCGUCACAGAUGCUGCUCGAAACAAAGGUGUAGGUCGCUUGAUGGGUGAAGCUUAUCUGGAAUGGUCUCCGCGUCUAGGAUAUACAUACGCUGUCUUUAAUUUGGUAUACGAGUCCAACGUUGCCUCCUGUCGCCUAUGGGAUUCCCUUGGCUUCAAGCGGAUCGGUAGAGUCCCCGGCGGAGGCAGCAUCAAGUCUCAACCUGGAGUGUUUGUGGAUGCAAUCAUAUACGGACGGGGUCUCAGCUUAGAUGGCGAGGACUCUGUCUCACAAGAUCGAUUUGAAAAAAUCCGUUACUAUCUGAAGCACUCCAAAUAUCCCCGGGGCGCCGAUCGAGCCGAGAAGAGUCGACUUCGCAGUGCAGCCACGCAUUAUAAACUCAUCGGCGGAGAAGAUGGCGAGACGGAGAAACUGAUGCUCAAGGAUAAGGAAGUUGUAUCUGACCCUCAGCAGCAAUAUGAAAUCGCACAGGAGGUUCACCUGAAGCAACACGCUGGAAUCAACAAGACCACUGCUGCCAUUGCGGUCAAAUACCAUUGGGUUCGAAUCAAAGAAACGGUCAAUCGGGUCAUUCGUGAUUGUCCUCAAUGCAAAGAAACACUCAAGGUACCGCCGAUCUCAGGAAGCAAAGACGAUGAUCAGUCGGUCUCAGUUGAGGAAUCCGAUAUGACUGAAGAUCCCAUGGAGCAGCACUCAAAAGAGACUGAUGUCCCUCAAGCCAUGGACGAGGCGUCCGACGAGUCCUCAAAUCACAAUCCUUUCAUGAACCCAUCAAUCCCUGCCACUGUCCCGGGAAAUGUACAUCCUAUGGCGAAUUUCACACCGAUGCCCCUGGACCCUCAAAUCAUGGCUCAUCAGCAGCUCCGACGUUAUCAACAGCAGCAGAAUGCCAUGGCCGGGAUGUUCCCACCGGGGUCCCACCAUAUGAACUUGACGAAUUUCGACGACGCAAUGCGCUAUCAUACCGCUAAUAAUGCCUAUCAAAUGAUGGUUGAUGAUGGCUCCGACCCCUUUCGGCAGGAGGUGCUGGGGCUGAUGAACCCUCCUCCGCACGACCUACAACAUGAUGCAGAGCUACUCGCUAAGUACGAGUACGGUAGUCCAUCGGAUGGUAAUUAUGAUUUUACUUGA
Messenger RNA from Penicillium maclennaniae, 1551 nucleotides. RefSeq names its product putative histone acetyltransferase Spt10. The record is from RefSeq and is a predicted model, not a curated record. The transcript has 2 exons. The coding region runs from base 1 to 1551 and encodes 516 amino acids. Gene Ontology annotation, molecular function: acyltransferase activity, transferring groups other than amino-acyl groups. Lineage: Eukaryota; Fungi; Ascomycota; Eurotiomycetes; Eurotiales; Aspergillaceae.